AUGGACGGCGGAAAGAUGGAGCGCUUCUCCUGCAGUGUGAUUCUGAUCAUGGCCAUUUCCAAAGCGUUUGAACUGGAAUUAGUUGCUGGGUUGGGCCACCGUGAACUUGCGAGGAGGGAGCCGCCCUUAAGAGAUGCCAGCGUUCGGUCCCGGGAGGAGCCUGCGGUUCGUCACCGGUCUUCCCCGUUUGUGCCGACCUUAGGCAUCCAGGAUAGUAAGGAGUUAAACAGAACUUGCUGUCUGAAUGGGGGCACCUGCAUGCUGGGGUCCUUCUGUGCCUGCCCACCGUCCUUCUAUGGCCGCAACUGUGAGCAUGAUUCCCGGAAAGAGAACUGUGAGUCGGUGCCCCAUGACACCUGGCUGCCCAGGAGAUGCUCCAUGUGUAAAUGCUGGCGUGGCCGGCUUCACUGCUUCCGGCAGACAUUCCUACCGGGCUGUGAUGGCCGUGUGAUGGAGGAGCACGUCCUGGUCUCCAGGACUCCAGAAUUAACACUGUCUUUGGGCACCACUGUCUCACUGGCUGGCAUCUGCCUCACUCUACAAAGUUACUGUUAAUCGACACUUGCAUAUGCAGUAUUUUGUCAUGCGAGUUUCAUAACC
This is a messenger RNA of Mustela erminea (ermine), 600 nucleotides long. RefSeq names its product teratocarcinoma-derived growth factor 1 (gene CRIPTO). Bases 1 to 555 code for a protein of 184 amino acids. The transcript is spliced from 6 exons. Lineage: Eukaryota; Metazoa; Chordata; Mammalia; Carnivora; Mustelidae. The record is from RefSeq and is a predicted model, not a curated record.